AUGGCGCGCCCGAUUCAAGUGAAACCCGCAGACAGCGAGAGCCGUGGAGGGGACAGGAAGCUCUUUGUGGGCAUGUUAAAUAAACAGCAGUCUGAGGAUGACGUGCUCCGGCUCUUUGAACCAUUUGGGGUCAUUGAUGAAUGUACGGUGCUCCGUGGACCUGAUGGUAACAGCAAAGGCUGUGCUUUUGUAAAGUUCUCAUCUCACACAGAGGCUCAGGCAGCAAUCCACGCGCUCCAUGGCAGCCAGACAAUGCCCGGCGCUUCCUCCAGUCUAGUGGUGAAGUUUGCUGACACAGAUAAAGAGAGGACCCUCCGUCGUAUGCAGCAAAUGGUGGGGCAGCUGGGGAUAUUCACUCCAUCUCUCACCUUGCCGUUCAGCCCAUACAGCGCCUAUGCGCAGGCU
This is a messenger RNA of Tauraco erythrolophus (red-crested turaco), 405 nucleotides long. NCBI's taxonomy places the organism in Eukaryota, Metazoa, Chordata, Aves, Musophagiformes, Musophagidae. The record is from RefSeq and is a predicted model, not a curated record.